Messenger RNA from Gigantopelta aegis, 1260 nucleotides. Its product is annotated as calmodulin-A-like. Gene Ontology annotation, molecular function: enzyme regulator activity; calcium ion binding. The record is from RefSeq and is a predicted model, not a curated record. Lineage: Eukaryota; Metazoa; Mollusca; Gastropoda; Neomphalida; Peltospiridae. The coding region runs from base 324 to 794 and encodes 156 amino acids. The transcript has 6 exons.
UGAUUAUGUAUAAAACAUGUGUGUCUCUGCCAGUAUAACAGGACAAAUACUACGUCCAUAAUACAUGUACAUAUUAUUAUUAAGCUAGGAAAAGACCAUUGUUUGUUGUGUGCAUUACGUAAUGGCGUGAAUUAAUCCCCAGACUUAGUUUGCGGGUCGUAAUGCGCAGUUGACCGGCCCGUGACGAUUCCCGCGGGAAGUGCUUGGUGUACGCGACUCCAUAGCGACGGCUUAACGCAGACAUCAGGCGGUUCGCGCCAACACCAUACAUCGAACUGCGCCUCGUCCCGCGUCGUACGGAAAUAUUACCAGUGGCAAACAUCAUGGCUGAUCAACUAAACGAGGAGCAAAUUGGAGAAUUCAAGGAGGCGUUCAGUCUGUUUGACAAGGAUGGUGAUGGAUCUAUCACAACAAAAGAGUUGGGAACUGUGAUGAGGUCACUAGGUCAAAAUCCAACAGAAGCCGAAUUACAAGACAUGAUCAACGAAGUAGAUGCAGAUGGAAACGGGACGAUAGACUUUUCUGAAUUCUUGACGAUGAUGGCAAAGAAAAUGAAAGAUACAGAUUCAGAAGAAGAACUCAGAGAAGCCUUUAAAGUUUUUGAUAAGGAUGGCAACGGUUUCAUAAGUGCGGCUGAAUUGAGGCAUGUGAUGACAAAUUUGGGGGAGAAAUUAACCGAUGAAGAGGUAGACGAAAUGAUCAGGGAAGCAGAUAUUGAUGGUGAUGGACAAGUUAACUAUGACGAGUUUGUAAUAAUGAUCAAAUCAGCUCCGAUGUCCGCAGGCGCCGUCUGAUCUAUGAUAGGGGGGAGUCGGUCAACUCUUCUGUUUUUAGGGAAUUUGUGAAGAUGAUGAAUGCAAAAUGACCCAAGAGUUCGUCACUUUUCCAUUACCUUACAACUGAUUUUCAAACAUUUUGUGCGCUACGCGAUUUUCUGCGUGUUCUGAAACAUCAGCUUCGUGUAAUAUGAUUUGUUGAUGUUCAAGUUAUAUUCAUGUGAUAUAUCACAUGGUACUGAAACUUUUUUUUUUCGAAUUGUGACGUCCUUAGAUACGGCUAUACUGCUUUGUCAUGUGACAAAUUUCAUCAUUCAACAUGUCUACAAAGUGUGCAGACAAGACUUAUGUACAAUAGCAUUCAUCUCAAGGUGGAAUUAAAAUGUGUUGGUGAAAUGUAUGAAAACGUAUUAUCUUAAAUGCUAUGAGAAUCUUUUUUUAAAAUAUAUAAAGUUAGAUUUAGAACGUUUUAAAGACUCUAAAA